This is a messenger RNA of Pectinophora gossypiella (pink bollworm), 1043 nucleotides long. RefSeq names its product male-enhanced antigen 1. Gene Ontology annotation, biological process: spermatogenesis. The record is from RefSeq and is a predicted model, not a curated record. The coding region runs from base 118 to 573 and encodes 151 amino acids. Lineage: Eukaryota; Metazoa; Arthropoda; Insecta; Lepidoptera; Gelechiidae. The transcript has 3 exons.
AGAAACAUAUUGUCAAAAAGAUGAUGAUUUUGCUUUGUUUUCUCGUGGUGUGACGAUUUUUUUUUACUUUAUAUAAAAAAGUAAUUUAAUUAUACAAAUAAAAUAUUCAAUUUAGCCAUGGUGUGCCACGGUCCAGAUCCACCAGAUCAUUCUCCACAGGAAUUAACCCCUCCAACACGGCAAGAUCUACUAAUGAAUGGACCCCAGGCUGACGAAAGCGAUGAGGAGCAAACUGAGCACUUUGGCUACGAGCCUUUACCACAAGGGCCUGAUGCGGUACAUUCGGAUCAUGAAAGUGAUGAUGAAGACGAGAACGUUGGUCUGCAAGUGCCCCCUAGUGAUGUACCAACAAUAGAACCAAUUGAGACUGCAUUAACAAGAGAAGUAUGGAACUCUCCUCGACCUAUAGACCCUAUACAAAUGGACAAUGAGAGAGCACAAGAGGUGAUGUCUGCAAUGGCUAACUUUGCUCUUCCACGAACAUCAAUACCUGAAUGGGCGCAGAGUAUAUCUGAAGAACAAUGGAAACAAACUCUCAUAGACAAAAUAGAAAAAAUUAAGUCUAACAGAUAACUUUAGACUAUGCAAGAUAGGUAAAUAAGUAAUUGAAGUAUUGUAGGCUUAUUUAACGUAAAUAUUUAUUUAAAAUCAAAUUUUUGCUGAUGUAUUGCAUACUUUGAUGUCUUGCAGAUAUGUAAUCAACUAAUGGAUUAUAUACAUUCCAUUUAUAUGUAUUUUAAAUCCCUUAAUUAGUAGUCUUUUAUUAUUAAAAAAAACGAUUAACUUUAAACAAGUACUUUCAUAUUUUAUUUUCAAAUAAAAUUGUAAAUAAUGACAAUGCCUAAGUUAUUGUUAAGUAUAAAAUAUAUAACUAUAUUGAAUAUGAUCAUAUAUUAUAACUUAUAUAUUAUGUAGAACUACAUAAAUUCUGUGCUUAUAAGUAUAUCCCAGACAUCACAGUUAGAUCAUACUAUUUGUAUUGAACACAAAGCUUAGCUUGCAUUACUUUGAACUUGCAGAAUAUAUAAUUUGAGCCUAUUUUA